Molecule: messenger RNA, 7078 nt
Organism: Orbicella faveolata
Lineage: Eukaryota; Metazoa; Cnidaria; Anthozoa; Scleractinia; Merulinidae
Product: cilia- and flagella-associated protein 61-like
Source: RefSeq, a predicted model, not a curated record
CAACACGGCCUUGUUGUUGACCGUCAAAGUUCAAUAUGGCGGGAAGUAAAGUGAAUUGAGGAUUUCUUGAAAUCGUUGCCAAGAAAGCAAUAAACAUGACUUCCACUCCAGAAGUCAUUCAAGCUCGCCGGACAGAAUCCUUGGAUGCACCAGAGAUUUUAAAACUUGUCAGUGCAACAACAGAGAAGCUCUUUGGCCGUGUGAAUGUCGUGAAUAUUAUUGAAAAAGCCAGUCUGGCUGUGACAUUGGUUAAUGCUAACAAUGAUGUAAUGGGUCAUGCUGCAUUCUUUGAUUAUCCUAACUUGCCGAGUGUGGACCCAGGCAAAUGGGAAGAAUGGCUUCACUCAAAGUACGAUUGCAAAAAAUGCAAUCCUCUGAACACUCUCUUCAUGAACUACUUUGUAGCCAAGUCUGAUUUUGCAUAUGGUUGUGCAACAGAAAUUAUUAGAACGGUGUUUAAUGCUGUUCCAUUCCUACAUUACAUUUUCCUUGUUGUACCAAGGGGAGUUGAGACAGGAUCAACACUGACUGAGUUGUUUAAACCAAUGACAUUUAAGGAGAGUUUUACAGGGAGAUUGAAUGUUGAAGUGCAAGUCUGUCAUCGUCAUGAUCACUGUGCCAAGUUACACAUCAGACCAGCAAGGGUAGAGGAUCAUGAUGACCUCACACCAAUAUUCAAUCGACAAAGUGAUGUCCUCACUUCUACAUAUGGGGCCUUCUUCUUGGCUGAACUCAUAGAGGCUCAAGAUGAAAAAAAUAAGUGCGUUGUCGCAGAUUUUACCCCUUGCAAAGUAUCAGCCAAUACAAACCUAUACUUUACAGUAAACUCAGCAUUAAAAGCAUCAUUCUCAAUGUUUCUCUUAAUGUACAGUGAAAAAGCCAGUCUGGCUGUGACAUUGGUUAAUGCUAACAAUGAUGUAAUGGGUCAUGCUGCAUUCUUUGAUUAUCCUAACUUGCCGAGUGUGGACCCAGGCAAAUGGGAAGAAUGGCUUCACUCAAAGUACGAUUGCAAAAAAUGCAAUCCUCUGAACACUCUCUUCAUGAACUACUUUGUAGCCAAGUCUGAUUUUGCAUAUGGUUGUGCAACAGAAAUUAUUAGAACGGUGUUUAAUGCUGUUCCAUUCCUACAUUACAUUUUCCUUGUUGUACCAAGGGGAGUUGAGACAGGAUCAACACUGACUGAGUUGUUUAAACCAAUGACAUUUAAGGAGAGUUUUACAGGGAGAUUGAAUGUUGAAGUGCAAGUCUGUCAUCGUCAUGAUCACUGUGCCAAGUUACACAUCAGACCAGCAAGGGUAGAGGAUCAUGAUGACCUCACACCAAUAUUCAAUCGACAAAGUGAUGUCCUCACUUCUACAUAUGGGGCCUUCUUCUUGGCUGAACUCAUAGAGGCUCAAGAUGAAAAAAAUAAGUGCGUUGUCGCAGAUGUGAAGGGCACUGCUGUCGGCUUUAUGAGUGUUUGCUCAACUGUUGAUGUAGAAUUGCUGAGCAAUUGUUUUGACCUCAAACCAUUUAAUGGCUUGCGAAAAUUACGAGGGUCAACUCCACCCAGAGUGGCAAGUCCUGAGAAAGUAUCAAGGUUGACACCAUUAGAGGAGCAAGUAUCAAAGUCAACUCCAAGGUCGUCUCCAAUUGAACAACAAGAAGAAAGGUCAGAAGACUCCCGAACUGAUCUGGAAAAAGUUGAGAAAGAAGAAGUGCAGGUACAGGCUGUAUCGUUAAUUUUUACCCCUUGCAAAGUAUCAGCCAAUACAAACCUAUACUUUACAGUAAACUCAGCAUUAAAAGCAUCAUUCUCAAUGUUUCUCUUAAUGUACAGUGAAAAAGCCAGUCUGGCUGUGACAUUGGUUAAUGCUAACAAUGAUGUAAUGGGUCAUGCUGCAUUCUUUGAUUAUCCUAACUUGCCGAGUGUGGACCCAGGCAAAUGGGAAGAAUGGCUUCACUCAAAGUACGAUUGCAAAAAAUGCAAUCCUCUGAACACUCUCUUCAUGAACUACUUUGUAGCCAAGUCUGAUUUUGCAUAUGGUUGUGCAACAGAAAUUAUUAGAACGGUGUUUAAUGCUGUUCCAUUCCUACAUUACAUUUUCCUUGUUGUACCAAGGGGAGUUGAGACAGGAUCAACACUGACUGAGUUGUUUAAACCAAUGACAUUUAAGGAGAGUUUUACAGGGAGAUUGAAUGUUGAAGUGCAAGUCUGUCAUCGUCAUGAUCACUGUGCCAAGUUACACAUCAGACCAGCAAGGGUAGAGGAUCAUGAUGACCUCACACCAAUAUUCAAUCGACAAAGUGAUGUCCUCACUUCUACAUAUGGGGCCUUCUUCUUGGCUGAACUCAUAGAGGCUCAAGAUGAAAAAAAUAAGUGCGUUGUCGCAGAUGUGAAGGGCACUGCUGUCGGCUUUAUGAGUGUUUGCUCAACUGUUGAUGUAGAAUUGCUGAGCAAUUGUUUUGACCUCAAACCAUUUAAUGGCUUGCGAAAAUUACGAGGGUCAACUCCACCCAGAGUGGCAAGUCCUGAGAAAGUAUCAAGGUUGACACCAUUAGAGGAGCAAGUAUCAAAGUCAACUCCAAGGUCGUCUCCAAUUGAACAACAAGAAGAAAGGUCAGAAGACUCCCGAACUGAUCUGGAAAAAGUUGAGAAAGAAGAAGUGCAGCCAACACAAGGGGCAACCUUUGAAGAAAGUGCAUUCUGUAUCCAGCUGUUCUGCAUUGAUGAAAAAUAUGAAAUGAGGUCUAUAGAUUUUCUUCCAGCUGUUUUCGACUUGUUUCCAGAAAAAGAUUACUGCAUUCUCACGACGCCUCAUCUUGUACCAGAGUUUCCACUUCUGCAAUCAUUUGUCAGAGUUACUCCAAGGAAGUACAGUACUUUAUCACACGAGCUGUACGUCUUUCACAGAUGGGGUCUCAUUGAGUCAUUUCAUGUCAGACCCUGUACUUCAGCUGAUACAGACGGGAUUCGGUCAGUUGUUUCACAGCUCAAUGGAGCAGACAUAAUAAUGAGAGAUGUUCAACAGUACAACAGUGAUCGGAGAGACGCAGAUGGCAUAGAAAUUCAAUGUUUUGUAGCACAGAGUAUGGAUCAAGUUGUGGGCGUUGCACUUCUCAGACGAGAAGAGGAGAUCGAAUACAUCCGUUCUCAUUUUAACAUUGAAGACUUUAUCUACUUCAAUCACCACAAAAGAGAUGAACACGCUCAUUUAUUCCAUUUUGCUCUGAAUCCUGUAUUCCAGCAAUACUCCAAACACUUUCUCAAGUGGCAACCAAUCAUUCUUGGUAGAGCUUCUCGAUCGAGGGAAGGCCUGAGUGCUGGUGCGUGGAAAAUAGCUCGUCGCCAAAUCAUUUACCCGUUGGAUCAACUUGGUGGAAAUGCCCCGUCAGAACGGAUUUUAGCAAACAAGGAACCGUUUUCCUUGACGCAUUUGAACAGAAAACUGACUUUGGAACCAAAGGUCACCAUCAAUGCUCGCAUUGUAGUUGUUGGAGCAUCAGAUGUGGGAAUCUCUUUUCUUGAAACUUUUGUGUUUUGCCCACAUCUUCGUUUUAACAAUCUGACGCUGGUCUCUACCCAUGGAAUGCCGGGCCAAUUGAAUCCCGAUGAAUUGCGUUCAAAAUGCCUUCCUUCAAGUCAGUGCUAUACUCAAGAGGAUUUGGUGCACAUGGCGUUGGAGACCUGGGUCAAAAUUGUUGAAGGGAAACUCAUAGCACUUGACAGGACCAACCAAGUCAUAAAGGUGACCGGGGGAGCCUUUGUUCCUUACGAGUACCUCAUCUUAUGCACUGGGCAACAGUUUCAAAUCCCAGUUCCAACUGGUGCUGAUAUCUCCACUCUGGUCACUACAAGUGAGGUGGUAAUACCCAAAGUGCCACGGUACACGGGCCCUCUGCCCUCAGCAAUCUUCACUAUCACUACUGAACGGGACUGUGAGAACGCGUUGAACUAUAUCCGGGGGGACUUCCUUACAGGGUCAGGUAAUGCUCUCGUGUAUGGGAACACUCUGGAAGCGUUCUCCAUGGUGCAAACACUACUCGCUGUAGGAGUCCCUGGAUCACGUGUUGUGCUCGUGCAGCCUCCAGUUUCGAUACCAACCUGUUUUAACAACCCGUUUGUCGAGGACGCGGUAACCGCUGCACUGAAGGAAUGCGGUGUCGCGUGUCAUGUCGGCUUCACACUCGCCCAGUGGAAUGACGGGAAGGUUAAUGAGCCUCUGUCACGUGCUACAUUUACAUCAGAAAACAAACCACUGAGUGUGAACUGUGAGGUANCUGGAUCACGUGUUGUGCUCGUGCAGCCUCCAGUUUCGAUACCAACCUGUUUUAACAACCCGUUUGUCGAGGACGCGGUAACCGCUGCACUGAAGGAAUGCGGUGUCGCGUGUCAUGUCGGCUUCACACUCGCCCAAUGGAAUGACGGGAAGUUUAAUGAGCCUCUGUCACGUGCUACAUUUACAUCAGAAAACAAACCACUGAGUGUGAACUGUGAGGCGUUCUUUUGCUUUCAAGCCAAAAAGGUUGACUACGACGCGUUCAAAGCCAUCAAUGACAGCUGCCUAGUGUUUGAUGGGAGACUAGUCAUUGAUGCAGACUUUCACACUAAUGACUCUUGCAUCAGAGCUGCUGGGCCGCUAACCAAGUUCCAAAGAAGAUACCAUGCAGAAUCUUGGACUCAUGGAAACUUCAACUCUAAAGAGGUUGGCGAGGAACUGGCCCAGUCUCUGUUGACCCUGUUUGACCCCACCCUCGACGGGAUGCUUCUUGACACGGAGACAUCGCAGGAGCAACAGCUUCUUAUACCCAUGUACACUAAACCAAAGACAGUCUGCACUGUACUACCAGGGGGAUACAAUUACUUACAAGUUGGUAAACCGAGUCUGAAUAUUCCGCUAGAUGCUCACAUGGUACAACCUGAAUAUGGAAGGGAACUUGUAACAGGGAGCGCCCUUGAACCAGAACAGCAGCAGGGCUAUUUCCGCCUGCACGUUAAUCAGCACCAUUCCAUAGAGACGAUCACGUGUUACACUCGCCAGGUGCUUGAUACAAGCAAUCUUGUGUGCUUGUUUGGCCUUCAUGAGCGAUAUCUAAACAACCUGCUCCAACGAUUCGACGAAGGGCUUAUAAAUGAUUUCUACAGUUUCUUCCGUGAGUCCUGGUGUCUUGCCGUGUUCCACGACAGAUUUAAAGAUUUCAGAGACGAAAUCAGGGAACUUCUCGUCGCAAAACCUUCAGCGGACGUCCCGUCCCUGGAGGAGAAAGUACGCAAAAUGAUAGACGAAGACUUGGUGUUAUCCAAAGACCAGCGCCGUGUCCUCACGGACUCUUACGUAGCGUCAACUGCAAAGAAAACAAUCGAGCAAAGAUUGCUGGGAUUCCUCAGUUACAAUUCCAAUCACUUACCCAUGUAUGCCAAACCUGGCAUGGUGUGAUGUCUUACGUGACGUCAGAUUUCCUUUUGUGUAUAUAGGUGUCAUGACAUAUCGGUACUUUUUUGUGACGCCAGUGUUAUGCAAGACUGUUAUGACAGAGAACAUGGCAGACUUGAGAAACUUGCCAUGUUUUGUGUAAAUAUUGAUAAUGAUUUGUUUUCUUAGUGUUAUCAGUUUAAAGGGAAUUGAUCUGGAAAACUGUUAUAUCGGGAUUUAGCUAUGUAAUAUUUAUAAGUAUUUGGGUGUUCCUAACUUUACUGUACAACCUGACAAAAUGUCAAAAUUGUAUCACUGUGAACGCACGAUAUUUGCGUCACUUUCGUUGGUUUGUUACGAAUGGUAAGUUGACUUAUGAAUAGCUGCGAAAAAAUAUCACUUCCUUGAGACCUCCAUAAAGAGGUGCUUAAGACCUUGUUUGAAAUUGCCCGUUACUGUUCCUGAAGUUUAUAUUUUAUGAAAUGGGAUUACUCCAAAUCUUCAAUAUUGUACUACUGCUUGCUAGUGGGGUUGAUGAAGUGAGGGGUUGAUCCACAUCUCCAGGGACAUACAAUUACUUGCAAGUGGGGUUUGUGCUGAGGUGAUGUCGCUUUCUGGGGUAAUUCAGAAAAAAAAUCUUUCGUUCAGUACAUAUUGUCAGUGAUCCAGAUCUCCAGUAACAUACCACUGCUUGCUAGCGGGUUUUUGCGUUGGGUUGAUGCACUUUUAUGGCUAUGAAUUAUUUUCUUUAAGUGCAAAUUUCCUUUCCUUCCAUGGUGCUGGCGAAAUCGACUUUCCUUGCACGUUUUUUUAAGCGCUUUGAUAAUAAUCGGUUAAUUACGUGCGUGUCGUUACAGACAAAAGUAGUAUCUAAGGGUGCUUUUCUUUGGGAAAAUCUACGUUUAAUCCCAAAACGGAUUUUACGUUUCUUUACUAAACAGAUUAAUUCGAGAUCACUCGAUACAUGGUGCAUCAAAGGAACCGAGGAAUCUUCGCCCAGAGUGGAUUAUUCAGUUCCUUUGAUGCACCAUGAUCUGAAUGAUCUUGGAAUAAUAUAUUUAGUAAAGAAAUGCAAAAUCGAUUUUGGAUGUAAGAAUCCAAUCGUGGAUUUUCCCAAAAAACGCACCCUAAAACUGUGGUCGCAAAGUACUGCUCAAAUGCAAUGUCGGUUAAAGAAAAUACUGGAAACAUGUGUUCUUUAACCCACUUUUUGCCAUUUGUAAAUACAGCUAUAAUGAAAAAAUCAUUACAUUUUGCGUUUUUUACACUUUGCAAAUGAGUGAAAAUGUGGUCAUCGCAUGUGUAAUUGCAAUUUAAGCAAUUGCAAACUACAUGUAAGCCAGAAAAAUGGAAAAAAAAAAUUCAGCGCUUCAGCGGGUUUUGAACUCGUAGCCUGUGCUGUUGAGCUGCAGCGCUCUAUCAAUUGAGUUAUGAAGACGGGCUGACCAAUAUGUAGAGGACAGGCUAGAAAAUUUAUUACAUUUUGCGUUGAAAAGUUAUUACAUUUUUGGUAAACACUUAAUUACUUUUUGCGUCAAUUUCAUUGCAUUUUGCGUUAAUGUUACGUUUUGCGUUAAUAUUACAUUUUGCGUUGGCCCCUAUUACAUUUUGCAGCAUACCAGCUGCGAUUUUGAAAACUGCAAAGAAACAACUGUGGACCGUCAAUAAAACUGUUAAAAGUUCCA